AUGGCGGCGGCGGCGGCGGCUCAGGGGGGCGGGGGCGGGGAGCCCCGGGGAGCCGAUGGGGUCGGCCCGGGGGUCCCCGGGGAAGUGGAGGUCGUGAAGGGGCAGCCGUUCGACGUGGGCCCACGCUACACGCAGCUGCAGUACAUCGGCGAGGGCGCGUACGGCAUGGUCAGCUCAGCCUAUGACCACGUGCGCAAGACCCGCGUGGCCAUCAAGAAGAUCAGUCCCUUCGAACACCAGACCUACUGCCAGCGCACGCUGAGGGAGAUCCAGAUCCUGCUACGCUUCUCCCAUGAGAACGUCAUCGGCAUCCGGGACAUUCUUCGGGCUCCCACCCUGGAAGCCAUGAGGGAUGUCUACAUCGUGCAGGACCUCAUGGAGACAGACCUGUACAAGUUGCUCAAAAGCCAGCAACUAAGCAACGACCACAUCUGCUACUUCCUCUACCAGAUCCUGCGGGGUCUCAAGUACAUCCACUCGGCCAACGUGCUCCACCGGGACCUGAAGCCCUCCAACCUGCUCAUCAACACCACCUGCGACCUUAAGAUCUGUGAUUUCGGCCUGGCCCGCAUUGCAGACCCUGAACAUGACCACACCGGCUUCCUGACGGAGUACGUGGCCACGCGCUGGUACCGGGCCCCAGAGAUCAUGCUCAACUCCAAGGGCUAUACUAAGUCCAUCGACAUCUGGUCUGUGGGCUGCAUCCUGGCCGAGAUGCUCUCCAACCGGCCCAUCUUCCCUGGCAAGCACUACCUGGACCAGCUCAACCACAUUCUAGGCAUCCUGGGCUCGCCGUCCCAGGAGGACCUGAACUGCAUCAUCAACAUGAAGGCCCGGAACUACCUGCAGUCCCUGCCUGCCAAGACCAAGGUGGCCUGGGCCAAGCUGUUUCCCAAGUCAGACUCCAAAGCCCUGGACCUGCUGGAUCGGAUGUUGACCUUCAACCCCAACAAGCGCAUCACUGUGGAGGAGGCCCUGGCUCACCCCUACCUGGAACAGUACUAUGACCCGACGGACGAGCCGGUGGCCGAGGAGCCCUUCACCUUCGACAUGGAGUUGGAUGAUCUACCCAAGGAGCGGCUGAAGGAGCUCAUCUUCCAGGAGACGGCCCGCUUCCAGCCGGGGGCUCCGGAGGGGCCCUAGCCUGCGCGGCAGCCCUGUCCCCGGGGCCUGGGCCUGCCUGCUGCCUGCCCCUCUACGCUCGGACUGUUAGAAAACGGACACUGUGCCCGGCUGGGGCGGAGUGUGGGCCUGGCCCCAUCUCGCUCCUGCUUCAGACAGGCCAAGAGCCCCCUCCCCCCUGCUCCUGCCAGGGCCUGAGGGCCUCGGGCGACCCCACAGUAGAUCUCCCCCCAGCUCUGCCUCCAUCUACCCUGGCUAUCCCAGGCUGGUCCUUCUGGACCUCCGGAGGGGCGGGGCGGGGCGGGGACACUGAGCAGGGACUCAGGGCAAACCCUGCCCCCUCCCCCUUACCCCCCCCAUCUCCCUGGGGGAACAUUCCUGAGUCUCAAGGGCUAGUAUCCCUGAGGAGAGGGCCCCCCACCCCGGCCUCAGCCCCUCCCCCCAAAGCUGCCACAUUAACGUCCUCGCUGCUUCUGUGUGUGGGUGAGCGGGAGUGGGGGCGCCCCCGCCCGCCCCCGUGCCUGUAUCUAAUAUAUAAAUAUAGAGAUGUGUAUAUGA
Molecule: messenger RNA, 1680 nt
Organism: Oryctolagus cuniculus (rabbit)
Lineage: Eukaryota; Metazoa; Chordata; Mammalia; Lagomorpha; Leporidae
Gene: MAPK3
Product: mitogen-activated protein kinase 3
Biological process (GO): protein phosphorylation
Molecular function (GO): MAP kinase activity; ATP binding
Source: RefSeq, a predicted model, not a curated record